AGCGAAAGUAAUGCAAGUGCGCCUAGAUUCAAGUAAUGCGCCUAGUAAUGCAAGUGCGCUUUGCCUGGGAAUGCCAAGUCCACUACAAUUUAUGCACAGGGGAUUCACGGAUUCUGGACCUAUAGUGUGCCGUACUAGCACCUGGGUGCCAUUUCACGCAACCAAAGCCAAAUCCUGACGUGUUGACCUCUAGCGUAUCCUUCCUCAUCCUGAGUAAGUCCGUAAGCCUCUUGCUUGCCGUCUGCCUGUCUACUCGAUCACCCUUACGAGGCCAACUGCCACAAAAGCACAUCCUCCUUUCAAGUAUAAACCUUGAGCAUGCACAGCGGCAAUAGGCUGCUGCAAUUUGCAGCUCGGCAUGCGAUAUGUCGUAGCGGACGGCCUCUCGUGUCCACAGCCCUUCCGGCGCUAGACACCAGCUUACCGGGCUGCUCCAGCAGCAUAACUACAGAUGGCGCUGCGCCUAUCUUGGGCCUCGCCGCGGCGUCGGGCGCCAUCUACAGGCCGUUUGGCCGCGCAGCUCGCGGCAUCGCGACAUCAUCAUCACAGCACAUGCGCGUUGGCGGCGGCUUCCCCAGGCGCGAUAUGGGCUCGGACUACUACUACCCGCUGCCUCCUCCUGCCAACAUGGGCGUGCUUAUUGUGCCCGAGAAGACGGCGUACGUGGUGGAGCGCUUCGGUCGCUACCGGGAGACCCUUGGGUCGGGACUGCACUUCCUCAUCCCGCUGGUGGACCGAGUGGCGUACGUGCACUCCCUCAAGGAGUUGGCCAUCCCCAUCAGCCAGCAAACCGCCAUUACUAAGGACAACGUCACCAUCACCAUUGAUGGGGUGCUGUACGUAAAGGUGGUUGACGCCUUCAAGGCCAGCUACGGAGUCGACAAUGCGUUGUAUGCGGUGGGGCAGUUGGCGCAAACCACCAUGCGCAGCGAGCUGGGUAAGAUCACGCUGGACAAGACCUUUGAGGAGCGAGAGGCCCUCAACCACAACAUCGUGCGAGCCAUCAAUGAGGCGGCGGAGGCGUGGGGGCUGCAGUGCCUCAGGUACGAGAUCAAGGAUAUCAUGCCACCGCGGGGUAUCGUACAAGCCAUGGAGCUGCAGGCCGAGGCUGAGCGCCGCAAGCGUGCCAGCAUCCUGGAGAGUGAGGGAGUACGGCAGAGCAAGAUCAACGUGGCGGAGGCGGACAAGCAGCAGGUCAUCCUAGCCUCUGAGGCAUCCCGCCAGCAAGCUAUCAACCUGGCUCAGGGAGAGGCGGAGGCGCUGUUCCAAACCGCCCAGGCAACUGCAAGGAGUCUGGGAGUGGUGAGCGCUGCACUGACAAGGGGAGGCGGUGCAGAGGCGGCGGCGCUGAGGGUGGCGGAGAAGUACCUGGAGGCCUUCCGCCACCUAGCCAAGGACUCCACCACCCUGGUCCUCCCGGCCAACGCCGGGGACCCCUCGGGGAUGGUGGCGCAGGCCAUGACCAUCUACCGCUCCCUCAUGCAGCAAAACUCACUGCAACCACCCGCCGGCGCCGCCUCCUCGUCACCGGCCGUGUCAUCAUCCGCCGGGGGCCAACUGCCGGGCAACAGCGGACUGAAGCUGCCGGGGGGUGGCAGCAGCGGGGGUGCCGCACAACAGCCGCCAUCGUCGUCGUACUCCACAACGGCAGGCGCAACCGCUUCUGGGGUAGCAGCAGCGGAGGGGGCAGGGAUCAGCGGUAACACGGAUGGCAGCGUGGAUGGCCAGUUUGCGGAGCUGUUCCCCGAGGGUCAGAACCCCAUCCUAUCUACGCGUGGCAGCACCAGCAGCAAGCCUCUCCAGUCGUAGCUGUGUAGCUGUGUAGCUGUGUAGCUGUGUGGAUGCAUUGAGGACAGGAGCAUGAGCAGCAGCAGGGGCAUGGGCUGUUACUGGCAGCAACGGCAAUGGCGGUGGUGGGCUGUAGUAGCUUAUGUUGCUGCGCCGCCUCAUGCACGCGCAGUAACGGUAAUGGCGGCUUGGAAGCUUAGGAGUGCGUAAGGGGUAUAGCAACGGCGGCAGCGGCUUUUGUAGCAGCACAAGCAGCGUACGGCAUACGUGCUGCUGCUGCUGCUAUGACUAACGCGGGAGGGAACUGCGCGUGCCAAGUUAGGCUAUAGUGCUGGGCGUAGUCGCUGCUAGUAGGGUGUGUAUCAGGAGGAUUGGAAUGCGCUAUGACCUAUGAGGUUAUAGUGGAAAGGGGGAGGCGAGCGGGACAGGAACUGACAGACAGGUGUGGGGCGUUUGGGGGGUUAGGGAAGCGGGUUGGGAGGAGAGAAUGUGUGAUGUUUUGGGUUGAAUUCUCAAUGCUUUCGGGCGAGUAUUGUUCUGCUGUGCACGUCACCUAGUCCACGCAUCACUGCAAGCCCGCGAAGGCCUGUCAAUACGUCGACUCCUCAACGUGCACCAGCCAUCAGUUGCCCAAUGACACGUUGCAAAGAUACGGCUGACAAAGACGCUUGUCAAAGGACACCUAAGGACGAUACUGAGAAAACGUUAAGUAUGGGCCUAUUGUGUUGGCAGCUACGUGCCCCUAGGGUUCCAGAAGCCCGUCACUGGCGCCAACGUCGGUUGGCACCAACAGAUAUCCUGAAAGAAAUGUACUUGAUAAGGAGUGUCGAUCCUUGGGUCUGUGGCCCGGUAACUUAACAAAGAGGCAUUACUGCGACGGUUGAUCACUUGAUUGUUCCUGGCCGUUCAUGGCCGUGCAACAUACGGCCUCGCGUGAAGUAUUGAUACUGUGACAUGGUAAGGUACUUGCGAACUCUUCUGUUCGUAACUGAUGGCGUGCGUUUAAGCUAAGCCUGCCGUCAACCCGGUCUCACAUCUGUCAUAUGUAAGGCCUGCAAACGCAUGCACGGUAAACGGACGCUCAACGGGCAGCAACACCAUUCUGCACCGUAAUGCUCACUCGCUUUGAAUUGCUAAGAAAACUGUAGAACUUUCAUUUCUUGUGUCAGGUAUUAAUACCAGAAGCUCCACCGCACAGUUCCAUCCAACCGCUCCCCACGCUUGAGGCUGCUGAACACCGCAGGUGUCAUAGACACGAAAUAUGCAGGCACUAGAGGGUAAACGCGUAAGGGACGCGGGCCGUCGAGCUCAGGACGCUGAGUCGCACAUCACCAGGAAGGUGACGGUCGCCAGUCGCCAUGCGGCGGUCAACAAACGCGCUGGACUGCGUUGUGCGCGCUCAGUUGCGAGGAGGCCCAUGGUUUGCAAUGCUAUCAUAACGCGCGAAGCGCCGGCACCAGCGGUCGAAACACAGACGGGCGUUUAUUAUAACAUGGACUCCAGCACCAAGACAACCCGGCCUCGGCUUGUGGUCCUGGGCUCUGGGUGGGGAGCGAUGAGUUUUAUUAAGGGCUUGCCAUCGAACAUCAGCGAGACCUACGAGCUCAUCGUCGUUUCGCCCCGGAACUACUUCCUGUAUACACCGCUGCUCCCAGCGGUUGCGACAGGAACAAUGGAAGAACGGUCUAUUGUGGAGCCCGUCCGCAACUUCAUCGUAGGCAAGGGCGAGUUCUACGAGGCGCUGUGUAAGGAUAUCGACCCGGUGUCCAAGGAACUGGUCUGCUGCUUCCCCGAGGACGCGGGACUCGACAGCGCCUGCUUCAAACUCAGCUACGACGUGCUGGUGCUGGCGGUGGGCUCGGUGAUCAACACCUUUGGCAUCCGCGGUGUGGAGAAGCACUGCACCUUUUUCAAGUCCAUUGAGGACGCGGGCAGGCUGCGGGCGCGAGUGAGCGAGUGCUUCGAGCGCGCGGCGCUGCCGGCCACCCCGGAGGAGGUGAGGGAGAGGGG
This is a messenger RNA of Astrephomene gubernaculifera, 3798 nucleotides long. NCBI's taxonomy places the organism in Eukaryota, Viridiplantae, Chlorophyta, Chlorophyceae, Chlamydomonadales, Astrephomenaceae. The record is from the annotation of a GenBank genome assembly.